AUGCAAAAAACCUGGUUUGAGGCACAAAGUUUUUGCAGAAAGAAUUUCACGGACCUCGCUACAAUAGAUCACACCACCCACAAAAACAAAGUGCAGAGUUUAACACAGGACUCUGGAAGCAUUGCAUGGAUUGGGAUUUAUGACGAUCUCAGGAAAUGGACGUGGUCACAUCGCAAGGAACAUUUCAACAGCGACCAACAUUUCAACAGGCUGCAAUAUGUUGCUUUAAGAACCUCAAACACACUGGGAGCUACCAUAACUGUGAACGGGACUUGGCUUCCCCAGAUAUGGACACUGAAGCUUCCUUCUAUCUGUUAUAAGAUAUCUGACCAUGGUUCUGCUCAGUACAUAUUAGUGGAAGAUGCUUUGACGUGGCGCCAGGCUCAGAACAACUGCAGAACCAGAUACACAGACCUUGUAACCGUGACAAACUCAUCUGUGAAUAACUACAUCACUAGCCUGAUUUCAUCUUCCUCCUGGAUCGGUCUCACUAAAAGGUCUUGGAAGUGGUCUACCUGGAGCAGGAGCACCUUCACUAACUGGGACAUGGACAUUCCCUUCAAUAGCAGCACUCACUUUAAGUGUAUCCUCGUCAAUACAACCACAGGAAAGUGGUUCGAAGGUGCAUGUAAGGAUCAGUACCAUUUUAUCUGCCACUACAAUUUUAUUAAACCUGUGCCUAAAACAUCAAAAAUAACUAUGAAGUUCAAGUUCCAGUCUGAGAUAGACCUGAAUGAUCCAACUAUACAGGACCAGAUCACAAGGCAGUUGCACACUAAACUACAGAAAUAUGGGCUGCCUGAUUCGAAGCUUCACUGGGUUCAGACUGAAAAACAACGUGUUCACAAGAACACAAAGAAGAAGAUAAAAGAAGGGCCUUGUGGCUGACCAGGUCCUUCUAAGAAAUACCCCUCCUCACUGGAACACCUUAGGCCUGUUUCAGUCUUUUUCUCUCAUAUUUGAAACAGUC
Sphaeramia orbicularis (orbiculate cardinalfish) is the source of this 970-nucleotide messenger RNA. Its product is annotated as C-type mannose receptor 2-like. The transcript is spliced from 4 exons. Lineage: Eukaryota; Metazoa; Chordata; Actinopteri; Kurtiformes; Apogonidae. The coding region runs from base 1 to 888 and encodes 295 amino acids. The record is from RefSeq and is a predicted model, not a curated record.